GUCCCACUUUUCAUCACUUGUUGUCACUGUGACUCUUUUGGUGUCAUUUUUGCAGUUUCUUUGCCAAGUCUUCAGCUGGUCCAGGAAACGAUGUCCUAACCCUCGGUUCCGGCAAUUGCAGCUGAAAUACAACCUGGAUAAAUACUCUUCCAAAGAAUCGAAGCUUGUUGCCCUCAAAAAGUAUCACCCUGGGUUACGGAAAAGGGGCGGCGAGGAUAACAACUGCAGCCCCGUAGAAAAGAGAGAAGGUGGGUAUGGAAUGUGGGACUUGGAUGAACAAGUUGACCUGGAUUCAUUCAAUACCAAUGUCUUCUUUGAAAUUUUGGUCACCCAGUCCAUGGCAGUGACAUCCAAACUGAGUCAGUUCAAGGAAGAGCUGAAGCUCUUCUACCACAAACUUCUGGAGGAAACCGCCUCUCUCCGAGAUCUGUGGGUUGCCAGGGUGGGCGUCCUGGAUAGCGUCGAAUGUCCUAGUGAUGGCUUGUUGGGACCUUACAACAGGAUGAAACAACAGGCGGAGGAGGAGAUCCUUAGAAGAAGGCACUUGGCCGCCGAGUAUGAAGCAAGUGUAAGCCGUCAGCUCCGUUUCCUGACGGAGGAGCUGAAAUCCCAGGAGACGCAAUGGGUGGCCUUUCAUUCAGCCCUCCGAGAAGCAACAAGGUUGACAGAAGCCCUGGCAGAUGCCUUGUCUUCUGGAGAAGAGUCCAAACCAGACCACCACCGGUUAUUAAACCUCAUAGAUGCUGCCAGCCAUCAAAUGUCCAGCGUCAUCAUCAAAGAAGGCCACCGGCUCAAGCAAUGGGGGAUUCUGGGAGAAGGUACCGGGGCCCACCUGGUGAACAAAGAGAAGACCAGGCUGCUCACCAAGGAGGAACUUGUGGGACCAGAUGGAGCCAUCAAGGCGCAUGAGGUUCUGCGUCAAGUUGCCACCACUGGAUUGAUGGUGCCCAGAGAUGACGUGGUCAUGCUGUUGGCCAACCACUCCACGAAGAGCGUGCCUGCAGACCAUUUCCUCCAUCCUGACACUGGGAAAGUGCUUCCCAUCGCUGGGAACAUUGGCUUCGAUCCCAUCAGCUUUAAGCUCAUACCUAUGGUGGACUUGGCAUCUGGUGAGCUCCGUAACUCCGCGAUGCCCAUCUUCCCCUACGUCCCGUACCCCAUCUGCCCCAGCACUGCCCUCCCGGUCAAAAGCAACAUGCCCGUCCUGCAGCCGGAGAAGGUGUUCCAGCUGGGGGGCUUCAUGCAGGACCCAGCGUCGGGGAUCGAGGUGCCGAUCCUCGCAGUGACCCUUCACCCCCAGACGGGCCAGCGGCUGACCUUGGGCGGGACCUACCUGAACCCUCUGACGGGAACGGUGUCCCCGCUUGAGAUCGGGGCGCCCAUGAGAGACCCCGAAGGAGGCAGGAUCGUUCCCAUCCUCGGAGUCGCUUUGGAUAGCCACACAGGGGAUGUCCUUCCAUUGGGGGGGCUGCAGGGCCCCUCGGAGACCCUCCUGCAGGUCGGGGAUUCCUUCGUGGAGCCUCUGAGCGGGAAGGCGGCCCGGGCGCAAGGCCUGUGCCUCCAGCGAGGAAAGCCGGUCCCCCACGGAGGGGGCUUUGGGGCCGUCUUGGAGGGCAACGUGCUCCUCUCCCAGAUCCGGGCAGCCAAAGCCCUCCAGGAUUAUAAAGAGUCCCUUUGGGGGGAUCGCUGCCCGGCCGGAGAUGGACAACGGGCCCUCAAGGCAGCGGAGGAAGAUGUGGUGAAGGCCCUCUCCUGCAAGAUGCGGCAUGUGGUGCACUGGAUUCAGAAGAUGGAGAAGCAGCAAGAGUGGGCCUCCCACCUGAAGCGCACCGGGGGAAAGCUAGGGAUGGUGAGAUAUCCCAGCACAGACCUGUGGGUCCCGGCCGUUUUUGGGAUGGGGAUCCCGGAUCCGGGGGGUUCCGGCUUGACCGUUCCCAUCCUGGGAGUGGAGUGCGACUGGAGAACCGGGCAGCCGGUUCCUCUAGCCGGGACCAUGGAAGACGCCGACGGAAAAGGUCUCGUUCCUCUUGCCAUUGGCUUCCGAACCAUUGACCCCAUAACAGGGGAGACGGGUCCGGUCAUCGGGGCUCAAAUCAAUCCUUGGACCACGGCGGUCAUCCCCAUCGUCCAGUCCCUAGGACGCUUGCCAAGGGGAAGCCCAGACCCAGAACUGACGGAUGCCUUGGAGACGGAGGUGGCAGCCAAGCAACGGUUCUGGCGCGGCCAAAGAGAAAAGGAAGAGGAGCUCCUCAAAGAGUUGGACUUCUUGCGCCUGGACAUCUUGGAGGCCGCCAAGGAAGGGAAGAUGAACAAGUUAAGAUACAAGGACAAAUUAAAACCCGCCGAAGAGAUCUAUCGCUCCCUGGAAGAGUCCUCAAACCAAGAAGCUCAACGGAGAGCCAACAGACAACUGAAGGCACCGCGGGACUCCAAACCAUCUCUGCAAAUGAGAGUCGAGAAGGACGAGAGAGACCAGGAGGCCAGAGUCCAGGUUUUGCUGAGGAAGACGCUGGAAAAGCUGGUGCAGUUUGUCCGAAAGGUCCAGCUGGACGAAGGAAGGAUCCAGAUGCAGCUGAAGGAGGUGGAGCGGCAACGGGGCAGCGGCCUCCAGAUUUUGGAAACGCUUCAAGAGACAUCUAGGAAGACAACUUUGCAUCUCGUGGCUGCAUUUGAGGAGCACAUGGCAAAGCACCAAGCCAAUGUUGAGAGGGCCUGCUGCAGGCUGGAAUACCUCCGAUACUUGUUGGAGACGGUGGCUCUACAGACAAAGGAUCUCCAUUCUGGCUCGUCCCAGUGCUUUGUGAAUUAUCCCAGUUGGAGGUUUUACGGUGCGGCUGGUGCUCCGCAGGGGACCUGGGAGGUCAUCAAUCGGAAACUCAUCCCGUUGCUCAGAUCUGUACUUGAGACGUUGAAAGAGAGCAAAAGGAGCCCUUUGUCCCCCGAGGUGCUGGUGGGCCUGGGCUCUGAAAAAGGCUACUCCUCCAGAAGCACCUUGAAGGUCUCCGAAGUGACCGGCGAAGCAUUUCGGGUCCAAACAAGGCAGGAAGGGGUCCCUAUUGCUGCAGCACUCUCUCCUUCCGUGGCCUCGCCAAAAAGGUCCCAACUCCUGCAAGAAAUCCAGGCAAGGAUCGUCUUAGAGAAACACGGCAGUGAAAUGUUGCACCUUGAGCUGUCCUUAAUGGCCGAGGAGAUCCACAUGAUCACUUGCUUCUGGGAAUCAUCCAGACCAAAGAAGAACCUGGUGAGAUACAUUUUUUUUACCAAAAUGGGUGUUUUGAUCACAGAGGUUAAUGUGGAAGCUGAAGAGGAGGACGAAGCAUUGCCAUCAUCAUCCCAUUUGUAUGUUAACGUUUUUGGUAUGAUAUUAUCUUACCUCUCUUGA
This is a messenger RNA of Anolis carolinensis (green anole), 3382 nucleotides long. RefSeq lists its product as uncharacterized. Bases 260 to 3382 code for a protein of 1040 amino acids. The record is from RefSeq and is a predicted model, not a curated record. The transcript is spliced from 17 exons. Lineage: Eukaryota; Metazoa; Chordata; Lepidosauria; Squamata; Anolidae.